AUGGCCGCCAACAAAGAGAUCUGGGAAGCGAAGAACAAAAAAGUGGCACAGUCUUCUGAUGCAGCGCCAUCCGCCGCACCGCCAUCUGGAUCAUCGACCGAGGAGGCCUCAACCAAGGGUACCUCGGACGGACGACAAACGACAAGUUCCUCUCGACAACCACCAGCCGCGUCCGAUGAUCAGCGUGAGGAGGCAUCAGACCAACAAAAAGAUUCGUCACGACCAGUCCCGUCAUGA
Molecule: messenger RNA, 237 nt
Organism: Cordyceps fumosorosea ARSEF 2679
Lineage: Eukaryota; Fungi; Ascomycota; Sordariomycetes; Hypocreales; Cordycipitaceae
Exons: 1
Coding region: 1-237 (78 amino acids)
Source: RefSeq, a predicted model, not a curated record